Molecule: messenger RNA, 541 nt
Organism: Danaus plexippus (monarch butterfly)
Lineage: Eukaryota; Metazoa; Arthropoda; Insecta; Lepidoptera; Nymphalidae
Gene: RpL28
Product: large ribosomal subunit protein eL28
Exons: 1
Coding region: 83-502 (139 amino acids)
Biological process (GO): translation
Cellular component (GO): ribosome; cytosolic large ribosomal subunit
Molecular function (GO): structural constituent of ribosome
Source: RefSeq, a predicted model, not a curated record
UCUUACAGAUUUCUUCUUCCUUUUGUCUACGGACACGUUGUGAGCACGUUGUUUAGUGAUUUUAAGAGUGAAAUCUCUAAAAAUGUCGUCCCAUUUAAAUUGGAUGAUCAUCCGAAACAACAACGCAUUUCUUGUGAAAAAACGUAACAUCAAGAAGCCAUUCAGUAAGGAGCCUAACAAUGUGACUAACCUCAACUCGUUCAAAUACAAUGGCCUGAUCCACAAAAAAGCAGUUGGUGUUGUUGAAAAUCCCGACAGGAAAGGCUUCUCUGUGGUAUACAAAAAGGCCAAGGCUACAAAUAAGCCAGCGAAGAACCUUAUCAGUCGCCCGUUUAAAGCUGGCGCCAGAAGAUCUCUCCACAAAGUGAAGCGGCUUCUCAGAGCCAACAACUACCGUACUGACUUGGCCAAGGCGACCCUUCGUCGUGCUUCUGCCAUCCUUCGUUCCCAAAGGCCCGUCAAGGCAAAGAAACCUAAAGCCGCUGCCGCCAAGUCUGAAUAAUUAUGUUCGUAAGCUGGUAAUAAAAAAUUAAAAAAAUUA